AGCAGGUAAAAAUAGGUGCACCUCGCAUGGACCGGCGCGCGAUAUCGGCACAGCAACCGGCGCCGUGCCACGCUUCAAGCUUCACGAUGCCCCUCACAGCACCGAGCCGCGUUCGCGCGACGACGUCGCCGUUGCCGGUGCAGAAGGCCCUGCUUAAGCCGGCGCACCACGUGCCGCCCGUGGGCCACACGAGCGCACCGAUCACGACAGCCGUCGCGCCGACGGUGCGCCGGCGAAAGAGCCGGCAUACGUACGCACCAUUCCGACCGACUGUGUUUAGCGACAAGCUCCUCGUGCCCGAACAGCACGAGUACGUCGUGCCACGCGACUUGGCCGCAGACAGCGCCAAGCGCUGGGCGACGCGGGGUCCCAUCAUGGGCUCCACCCCCAAGCUUGAUGUCAAGAGUGGCGCAAUGUACGCGCCGACACUCGACUGCAUCUACGACACGGGCAAACACACACUCGGCUACCGCGUGCACCAUUCGCUGUCGGGCUCGACGCUGUGGAACUCGACCAAGCGCUUUGUGGACCACCAAAGUACGACGGACCGCGUUGGGCCUGGCGCCUACGAGAGCGUCACGGCGGCGUGGGAGAAAGCGCGGAGCGUCAAGAAGUACCCGUCGCUGCCACCGAGCCCGGGGCACCGCGCGUCGUACCGGCCGCACGUCGACGACGAGACGUCGGAAGGCCAAACGAACGAGCUCGCGCCAUUGGACACGUGGAAGCGCACGACCAAAGCCGUGUCGCCACCGACCGUUGCGUUUGACAAGGCAACACGCACGACGUGGAUCGACGUGCAGCGAACGCGCGCCGACAAGAUGCGGGCGCUGCCGUCCUCGGCGUCGUGCCCCGUACUCGAGCUGCCUAAUUACAUCAGCGGUGUACGCACCGGUGUCUUAAAGCUGUAGCCUAGCCAUAUACAUCUACGACUGUCCUGAGUAUUCUGUCUCAAUGCAACCCCGCUAUCGUCGUUCUAGC
Saprolegnia diclina VS20 is the source of this 978-nucleotide messenger RNA. RefSeq lists its product as hypothetical. Bases 27 to 908 code for a protein of 293 amino acids. The record is from RefSeq and is a predicted model, not a curated record. Lineage: Eukaryota; Oomycota; Saprolegniomycetes; Saprolegniales; Saprolegniaceae. The transcript has 2 exons.